UAAAACGAUUUAUAGUAGGUAACACAGUUGAGGUUUUAUUUUUCAUUUAUUCUACAAUGAAGAUAGCACUUUGUAGAUUUUAUCAUAAGAUAGCUUAUUUUUUUCUGUAUCCAGGGAUACCAAGAACUCAAAAUAAUAAAAUUGGCACAUUGGAGGUUUUAAAAGACAACCCGUUUUAUUUGAGGGAGUAUGUAGUAGUUUAGAAAAAUGACACGACUGACAAUUGUAUAUCAUGACAUAUAGAUUUAUCUUGGAAUUAAUAUUGUUGAGUUAAAUAUUUUAAUUUUAAACUUAGCCAUAUUACAUGACGAUGAUUACAGGUUGUUAUUUUGUUAUGAUGUUAUAAAAUGGAAUCGACAUCACAAGAUGUAACCCCUUCUCUUCCGUUAGCCACUGCCAUGAACCUUUCGCCGGACGCAGUUCUGUUCUAUCGCAUGCGGCUUUUCCGACGUAGAGUUGGACAGCUAUAAUUUCCAUUUUACACUGUCUCCCACCAAGCUACCUUUUGAUUUCUCGGGGUGGACACAUCUAGGAGAAAAAAAUUAUGAGUAGGGUAUUCUGAGAGUUACUUGAUAUCUGUCCUAUAGUUCUUCAAUCGUAUCACUACCGACCCGUGAUCCGAUCGAAUUUUAAUAUCCGAUAGCUUAAAAACCAACAAUAUUAAUACAUACAUUUUAAGUAAUUUUGUUUUCUUUUUUUUUGGUUUGUUUAACUUGAAAUACUCGAUAAAAGACUCACCGUGGUGUCAAAGUAAACACAAUGAUUCUUAGGACGUUUUUAUGGUGUGCGUACCUGCACUAUUUUGGACAUGCCGCUCAGUAUGUACCAAUCGAGGGAGUGGACGGAAACGAUUGCGCCGUAGUGCUCGAGGGUUCGAAACAUUUCAUAUACAACAGCGGGCAGGGUCCUCCGCAGCGUUCGUCGGCUCACAUGUGCAUCACGUACGACACGGUGAACAGAGUGUUCCUGGACGUCCAAAACAAUCACAAGCUAACGGAAACUAAUGAAAUAUUGGGACCUUUGCAUUUCGCCAAACUCGGAGAGAUGCUAUUGGACGUUUCCCAAGUGCUGGCGAAAAUGUUCGACUUGAACGCCGACGACGUGAACAAGUUCUUACCGAUGAUCGACACUUCCAAGACUUUGAUCAGGAAUGUGUGUCCUUCGUGCUUGUCGAGGGUGGCGUGCAAGGCCGGCAAGUACCGCAGACCCGAUGGCCUGUGCAACAACAUAGCUCACCCGAAUUGGGGUUCUACCAUGUCUACGUUCAAUAGGUUGAUGGCACCGCGUUACUCGGACAAGGUGUCAGCUCCCAAAGUGGCCGCUUCUGGAGAUCCAUUGCCGUUGGCCAGGGUCGUGUCCAAAACCGUUCACCCGGAUGACGGUCGUCAUGAACACGCCGGCACCGUUAUGCUGGUAGCUUGGGGCCAGUUUAUGGAUCAUGAUCUCACUUUGACCGCGACACCUCUAGAUCCGGUGAACAGGAACGAACCCGAGGAGUGCUGCGACCGUCCAGAACACUUAAAAAACAAAUACUGCUACGAGAUAAAAAUACCGGAAGACGAUAACUUCUACCGGAGUCACAACGUGAAAUGUCAAGAUUUUGUCAGGUCAUAUCCUGGAGUGCAGCCGGACUGCAGAUUAGGCCCCAAAGCUCCGUUUAACGUAUUGACACCGGUCAUCGACGGAAACACCAUAUACGGAGCGGACGAAGCGACAUCCAGGUACCUGAGAUCAGGGAUUACCGGUCAGUUGAGGAUGAACCCAGCGUUUGCGGAUUUGGGAUUGAAAGAGUUGCUUCCUAUGAAAUUGAACGUUCCUGACGAAGGAUGUAUCAGAUCCAACUCUUCGCAAUACUGUUUUGAAUCAGGAGAGAUUCGAGUGAACGAACAACUCGUGUUAACAUGUAUUCACACACUGAUGGCUAGAGAGCAUAAUCGCGUGGCCAAGGAAUUAUCACAAAUCAAUCCGCAUUGGAACGAUGAAAUGCUGUAUCAGGAGGCAAAGCGAAUAGUCGUAGCCGAAAUACAGCACAUUACGUUCAACGAGUUCUUGCCCAUACUUUUAGGCAAAAAUUUAAUGGAUAAACAUGGGUUAACGACUCAAAAACAAGGAUUUUGGGACGGCUAUGAUCCAGACGCUAAUCCCAAUAUUUUAGCUUCGUUUUCGGCAGCCGCAUUCCGUUUCGGUCAUUCGCUUUUGCCAAAUACCAUAGAGCGAUGGAGCAAAGCACACGGUUUUAUCGCUUCCAAGAGGCUUUCCGACUUGAUUCGUCGGCCAUUUGAUUUGUACCGGGCAGGCGCUAUUGACGAAUACUUUAUGGGUCUCAUGAACCAAGUGGCUCAAGCUAUGGACGACUCAAUCACGCGAGAAGUGACAAACAAUCUGAUCAAAAAGCCAGGGAAAGGUUUUGGUUUCGAUUUAGUGUCGUUUAACGUGCAGAGGGGUAGAGAUUUCGGUCUUCCCGGCUACAUGGAGUUCAGACGUCAUUGUGGACUACCCGUAGCCAACAGAUUUGAAGAAAUGACCGGUUUCAUGCCCAACGCGACCAUUCAGAGAUACCAAAUGGUUUACGCAUCGCCGUUUGAUAUCGAUCUGUGGUCCGGUGGAGUGUCUGAAAAUUCAGCUGCUGGCAGUGUUAUCGGCCCCACGUUCGCUUGUAUUAUAGCAUCGCAGUUUGGACAGUUGAAAAAAGGCGAUAGAUUCUGGUACGAACUACCCAACCAACAGUCUUCGUUCACUCGCGAUCAAUUACAAGAAAUCAGAAAUGUUAAGAUGUCGCGUUUGGUCUGUGACAAUACCGAUAUCAUCGACACAGUUCAAAUGUAUCCAAUGGUGUUACCAGACCACGAAUUAAAUCCUAGAGUACCCUGUAGGAGCGGCCUUAUACCGAGAAUGGACCUAACCAAAUGGGCUGAUCCAACACUUGACACUACCGCACCUAAUGUACGACAUACAAACGUGUUGAAUAACUUGAAGACUGGCAUGACCGAAGCUCAGAUAUUGUUAUGCGAAAAAUGUAACACCACUAUGCCGGGAUUGACGGAUACUGCUGGGACGCGCGUUAUAACAAUAAUUGAUGCCGACGAGAACACGGAUUCCAACACCGUAUACGGCGAUACGACCAGGGUGAAGAGAGGCAUCGAGGCAGCUUCUUUGGCCAACGCAACGGCCGGAGACGACCGUCUCGACUUGCCGGGUGAAAUGGCAAAGCCGUCGAACAAACCAAAAGACGUGCCGAUCAAACGCGAGGCCAACGCGGACAUGACGCAGGCCAUAAUGGAGCCUCGGCUCGAUUACGACUCGGACGAGGAAUACCGGCCCAAUGUACCUUUCUACGACGGGCACAGGUUGACGCCGGCCACCAGCAACCACCACGGCUACUACGACGGUCAGCAAAAUGAGGCGGCCGAAGAAGACCACGAGGACGAGACCGACGAUGAUGGAGAUCACAAUUCGCAUUACGAAUACGUUCCCAUGGAAGUGGACGACGAAGGCAAUCACAGACCUCUAACGUUACCGAAAUUCAUCGACGCGGACAGACCUAGCAGCCGGCCGUCGUCGCGACCUAAGCACCGCGGAAAGCCGGAUUACAACUCAUACAGCUCGUACAACUCAAAUCCCCACGAACACGAUUUCAAACCCUCCAGGGGCACACACUCCAUGGGGAGACCAUAUUCGCCGUCUUAUUCGGCGGCUCCUUAUUCGUCCGCCGGUAUCGGCCACGAUUACUCGUCUCUCAGCAGCAGCAAACCGUACUCAGGACCUAAAUCCUACGACGAUUACCUGGAUCCGUCUGGCGGCGGAGGUCCCAAGUCGUUUAUGACGGUGGGCAACUACGAGGACUCUUCCGAUGGCGGUGACGUCAUUAGCAUAGAUCACGGGGAAGCGUACGAGUCAUCCAAAACGUCGCCCUCGGAACGGUCCGGAUCGCGUUACACCAGAGAAGACGACCCCUUGCACCCUCUGCGCGAUUACCACAAGACGGGGCACGACAACGAGGAGAUGUACUCGAGACUCAGGGACGAGUAUAGGUCCAGGAGCAAGCCCAAGGGGUCGUCGUUCGACGACGGCGACGACCAAAACGAACCGUCUUCAUCGUCGGUUAACUACAGGGCAACGCCCGAAAAAAAAAAAAACAACGCCUACUGGAGAAUGUCGUUUGUGCAGAGCGUUUAAAUGUGUUAAAUAAUUAUUAUUAAUACUUAUACCUACUCUGUCUGAUGAGAGAACGGUACCGCGCAGAAACCAAAACGCAUCACUCUCGUAUGCGCCUGUUUUGGUUCCUACGCUGUACCGUUCUGUCGUGAGACAUAGAUAUGUUAGUCGAUAAAAAUGUUUAGUAGUGUGUAAUAAUGCAUGAGACUCGUUUAAGUUAAUGUAAUCAAGUUACCUGAUUUAUUAAUAUUAUAUAUAUUUUUUAUAA
This is a messenger RNA of Adelges cooleyi (spruce gall adelgid), 4423 nucleotides long. Its product is annotated as peroxidase-like. The record is from RefSeq and is a predicted model, not a curated record. The coding region runs from base 760 to 4176 and encodes 1138 amino acids. Gene Ontology annotation, molecular function: peroxidase activity; heme binding. NCBI's taxonomy places the organism in Eukaryota, Metazoa, Arthropoda, Insecta, Hemiptera, Adelgidae. The transcript is spliced from 16 exons. Gene Ontology annotation, biological process: response to oxidative stress.